AAAUUUGCUCAAGGAAAGUGCUCAGGAGACGCAGCUAUGUCUCGGAUAAAUGACCGAUGUCUUGAAUGUUUACAGCGGAUGCAACACUGGAUCUAGCUUAUGUUUGAAUCAAGAUUUCUGACUGCGACAUUUUGGAGAGAUUACGUGCUUUAGACCGAGUCUUCUGACGGAGAACUGACAACAUGCUAGCCACAGUGACUGCUGUGGUUACAUUGGCUCAGUACAAUGACACAGUGUCACCUACACCUCUGGAGAACACAUCUGUAUUCCCAACUGAAGGUCAAGCCAACAUCACCAAGCCUCACAAAUGUCUACAAGUCCUAUAUGAAGAUAUCGGAGACUCCAGGGUGCGCUUCUGGGACAUCCUGCUGCUGGUGCCAAAUGUGGCCUUUUUCAUAUUCUUGAUGUGGAAGCUUCCUUCGGCGAGGGCAAAAAUUCGACUCACUUCCAGCCCUAUUUUUGUCACCUUCUACUUGCUGGUCUUUGUUGUCGCAGCAGUUGGAAUCACUCGCGCUAUUGUUUCCAUGACUGUCAGCGCAUCCAGUGCAGCCACCAUUGUGGACAAAGUGCUGUGGGAAAUCACCCGCUUCUUCCUGCUUGCUAUUGAGCUCAGCGUCGUCAUCCUGGGACUCGCUUUUGGUCACUUAGAGAGCAAGUCUAGUAUAAAGCGUGUUUUGGCCAUUACUGCAGUUUUGGCAUUGGCGUACUCUAUUACACAGGGAACAUUAGAGAUACUGUAUCCAGACAGUCAUCUGUCCGCCGAGGACUUUAACAUCUACGGUCAUGGAGGACGGCACUUCUGGUUAGCCAGUUCCUGUUUCUUCUUCUUGGUUUACUCUCUGAUUGUUGUCCUUCCUAAAACCCCAGUGAGAGAGAGGAUAUCACUGCCAUCCAAAAGGAGUUUCUACGUGUACGCAGCUAUCCUGUCUUUGCUGAACUUUGUUCAGGGUUUGGGCAGCGCUCUGCUGUGUGCUGGGAUUAUAGAAGGACUUUGCUGCGUGGAUGUCACCACCUUCCUGUAUUUUUCUGCCUUUGCUCCGCUCAUUUAUAUCACAUUCCUCAAAGGAUUCUUUGGUUCGGAGCCAAAGAUCCUGUUCUCCUACAAAUCACAGGUGGAUGAACCGGAUGAAAGCGACGUCCACCUUCCUCCAACCAUCGCCGCGACCCUCGGCCGCAAGGACUUCACCGACCAGGGCCUCUACUACUCUUCCACCCAGAUCGAUGGGGCCGGCCCCGGCAGCUCUCGUGUGGUCGGAGCGUACCUGGAUGAUGUCGCGUCGGGACCCUAUGGGUCAAACAGCAUCAACAGCAUCGAAGCCGACCGUUGGAGACCUGUCAAUGUGUGAAAGGAUUCACGGCCACACAGCUGAAGUAUGGUGUGGAUGAAAAGAGUUUGGCAGGACGGAGAUCAGAGAAGUGUUGCUGAGCCAGUUGACUGGACAACAAGAAACUAUGCUCUUGGCCUUUCUUUGAUGCCAGAAUAGUUGAAACAAAUGGACACUUAAACAGACUGUUGCUCCACGCCGAGGUUGCCCUCUCUAUUGAUUCUGCUCCACGGGCCCUUCGAUGUUAGUGCUUAUCAAUUUGUCUCAGCACAUUUAUUCUAACUCCAGCACUAAAUAUCAACUCUUCUGUUCUUAUUUAUGCAGUUUGAAGCCAGUUUUAGAUGCCUGAUUUUGCUAAAUCUAACGUGUGAUUUAGUAAGGCGACACUUGUACGUUCUUGCCGAAAGGUUUGAGACCCAGCAUAUGAAGGAGUUAAUGUGCUGUUUUAUACUGUUAAGAGUUGUAGCUGAGAUAGUCAGUCAUUGUGUUUUUCAGCACAAGCAUUUAGUUGUGGGUUGGUCAUCCAAUAUAUUUGCUUUCUUAAGUAAAAAAAAAACAAUAAACCACACAGCGACUCCUAAACACAAGCGUUAAAAGCAUCUGCGACACAGUAACAGUCCUGAAAAGAAAUUGUAUUUCCCUGAGAAUCUUUGUAUACUUUGAUUGUGUUCAUACUUUAUAAUUUCUGCCUUUGCUUUAUUUUUUAUACAAGGAAAAAAAACAAAAACAUUCCUGCCUCUUCAUAGACACCUGUGGGCUUUGUAGAUGCCGUAAGAAAAUCAUUAUGUGUGACCUAAAUAGCAAGCCUGCUUCUGCUCGUUCACAAACCUUCUUAUGUGUUCUUCCUUUCUUUUUCUUUGCAGAACUUGUAGUAUUGUGUCUUUGAACAAGAGGCUGCUGGUGCAGUUUAUUUGGUGUGUUAAUUCAGGACCAGCUGUUGUGAGACCAGAAACAAUAUUGCUCAUUCUUAAUGUAUUUAAGAUGGUGUUAAAAAAGUCUUGUGAUAUAAUUAGAGCUUUUGAUUUCCAGUGAGCAAAGAGAAAUCAUAAUGCAGGGAAUCUGAGGAACUUUCCUCUUUUCCUUUUUAAGGAAAAAAAAAGUAGCUCAGUUCCUUGCCCAUUUAUUUAAAAGAAAGUCUUAUACCUUUUUGUAUGUAUUCAAAUUGCAUCAUAUACAUACCAGCUGUGGAAUAUAAUUGAAAAUUUCUCCCAAAAGCGCAGUGUUUCCUAUGGAUGACUUGCAUAUUUAACUUUUUAGUUUAAUUUGGUUGUGAUUUGUAUCCAGAAAGUAUUAGGUUAUUUAAAAAAAAAAAGAGAAAAACUACAUAAAGUAACAACACAGUACAGAAAGUAUGUUUUCGAAAUACAUGAUGUACAACUACAAUUGCUGCUGAAUGACGUUGACAAGCUUGGGAGAAAAGUAAUUUUUUUCUUUCUUGACUCUAAACAGUGCAUUAUCAAGAAACAAUAUUCUUUUUAAACACCAAAUCUUUCAUAGUGAAGUUUUGCAGGUGGUGCUUUAAUUACAGUGUGUUGGCCAUUCCAUGUGCUGCAAAAUAAACUCUGGACUUUUU
Molecule: messenger RNA, 2898 nt
Organism: Xiphophorus couchianus (Monterrey platyfish)
Lineage: Eukaryota; Metazoa; Chordata; Actinopteri; Cyprinodontiformes; Poeciliidae
Gene: tpra1
Product: transmembrane protein, adipocyte asscociated 1
Exons: 11
Coding region: 183-1346 (387 amino acids)
Biological process (GO): G protein-coupled receptor signaling pathway
Cellular component (GO): plasma membrane
Molecular function (GO): G protein-coupled receptor activity
Source: RefSeq, a predicted model, not a curated record